CUCCAGUUACUUUUGUAAAAUCCGCAAAUUAGUUCAAAUGGUUUCUCUGUCGCCUCGUCAUAUCACUGGAAUUCUUUCUGGGGCUCUAAUUUGUAUUUUCUCAUACCAAGUUUAUAACGCAUGGAAACGUCAGCAAAAAAACAACAAGCGAUUGAAGAAGAUUUCUGCAAAUACCACGGAUUUCAGCAUGAUAUUUUCUGGAGAAAAGAAUGAUAGCAAUGAAUACAGUGUUUACUAUGAUGAAGUACAAAAGAUCGGAGAGGACUAUCCUAACGAUGAUCUAGAUGAGAAGCUGGUGGAGGGAGUUUAUAGCCUCGUCAACUCAAACCAUUAUAAAGAACUUUUGGAAUAUCUUCAUGUCCCUUGGCCUUCUGUAGUGGUAAAGGUUGAUCAUUACUUCGAAGCUCGGCGUAAGGAGCCCAAACAUUGGAGUUUUCGACUUCAGUAUUCCCACUUCAGGAAUAUGGAAUGGGAGUCUGAGUUUGGAAAAGUAACUAAGGGAUCAGAACCUGAAACAGAUAGACCUCUGGAUAUUGUUUGCGUUAGUGUUGGACACAAUAGAAUAGUUACUGUUCGUACUUACCAUUCUCCACUUAGUUCAGGGUUUAGAACCUUGUUGUCCCAGCGUGAAUUCAAUGAGACUGGAUUUGUCCAGACCAUGACAGUGAAGGAGUUCCCUGGGUUUAAAUGCCAAAUGUUCUGGGAGAGGACUAAUAUCAAGAGUUAGAGUUGAUUCCUUAAUUACAAUUUUUAAAUUCUUGUUUUACUUUUGUAUAAACUUAAUCCUUAAACCAGUAUCUAUAUAUUGAUCAAUUCUUCUUUAUAUUAAUUCAACUAUUGUUGAUUUUAUUAUCAUAUUAUUUUAUUUACUCACUCUUUUAAAUACAGUUUUUCUAUCUUG
Molecule: messenger RNA, 901 nt
Organism: Eurytemora carolleeae
Lineage: Eukaryota; Metazoa; Arthropoda; Copepoda; Calanoida; Temoridae
Exons: 8
Coding region: 38-727 (229 amino acids)
Source: RefSeq, a predicted model, not a curated record